UUAUGUCAACCAUCUUCUCCGAGAAAUAUAUAUUUUGUUAAUCAUUUACUAAUCUAUUGUGGUUGAUGUAAGCGACUUCUAGCGACUUAAUUCGGUCAAGGACUGUAACCAAGCCUAGAAAUUUCGGCGUGGUCCAUGCGUUGACUUCCAAGCCAGUUACCAAGAUGUCGAUGCCAGCCGACCAGAUAAAACUCCUGCAGGAGUUCACACAGUUGUGCAAAGUCAACUCUGACAUCCUCCAUGUACCAGAACUGGCUUUUUACAGAGAGUGGCUAAAAGGUAUGGGAGCCACUAUUCCUCCUCUCUUGGCAAAACCUAAGGCUGAGGCUCCUCCAAAAGCAGAGCCUACUCCUGAACCAGAACCUAAGAUGGAGGAAGAGGGAGAACCAGAAGAGGAAGAUGUAGAGAGUGACGUUGAUCUUGACGAGUCUGGUGUAAUAAAAGACGACGAUGAUGAGCUCCCAGAAUAUGCUGAUGAGAACGAAGAAGUAACAGAAGAAAUGAUAGAUAUAGCAAAUGAUCGACGCAACGAGGCCAUGGAUGCUGCAAAUGAUGGUCGGCUAGAGGAGGCAUUGAAGCUGUACUCUGAAGGCAUUAAGAACAACCCCUUGUCUGCCGCCAUGUAUGCCAAGAGAGCUCGGGUAUUUAUUCGGCUCGACAAACCCAAGAAAGCGAUUCACGACUGUACAAAAGCCAUAGAUCUGAAUCCCGACUCGGCUCCUGGUUACAAGUGGCGGGGGAAGGCAUACAGGAUGUUGGGUCAGUGGGAGAAUGCCUACCAUGACCUGACACUCGCGUGCAAGCUGGACUACGACGACGACGCUAAUGCCCUGCUCCACGAUGUAACCCCCAAUGCCAAGAAGAUCAUGGAGCAUAAUCGCAGAUAUGAGAGGAAGAGAGAAGAGAAGGAUUUGAAGGCACGCAAGGAGAAAAUCCGCAAAGUCCGAGAGGAAUACGAACAGCAGAAAAAGGAACAGAGCCAGCAGAGCGGAGGGACCGGUGCAGAGGGAUUUCCUGGGGGUUUCCCUGGUGGUUUCCCAGGUGGCGGCGGCAUGGCAGGCAUGCCUGAUCUCAGCCAGUUGCUCAGUGACCCCGAACUCAUGCAGGCUUUCCAGGACCCUGAAGUUGUCCAAGCAUUCCAAGACGUCGCCGCCAACCCAGCCAAUGUCUCCAAGUACCAGAAUAACCCCAAAGUGCAGGCUGUCAUCAACAAGAUGGCUUCCAGGUUUGGCGGCGGUGGCGGUGGCGGCGGCGGCGGCGGCAGCGGGGAUGGUAGUGGUGAAGCAGGAAGCCCCGGGGGACCAGGGGGACCGGGAGGAGCAGGUGGAGGGUUCCCAGGGGGAUUCCCUGGGGGAUUCCCAGGCCCAAGUAUGUCUUAAACACCCUGACUUCAGUCCAAGAGCGCCACCAGUAUCAGAGAAUGGUGUUGACUGUGGACAAUCGACGUAUUUUAUACAGUUUCUUAAUGAUCUGUACAAGGAGCUUCCUUAUCAAUACAGAUAGAACACUUUGAUGAAGAUUUUUAAGUUGAUUUUCUACCUUAACGUUAUAUGUUAUGGAUAUUGUUAUGUUUUUGAAAAUGUCAAAAAUAUAAAAUUAUCAGCUGCUCUGGUUUAUUUCUCUCAUCUUUAGCAUCAAAUCUCAAGUAAUGAAUUGAUUGCAUUGAUUGCAAUUAAUGCAUGAACAUUCACAAAAACAUUGAUGCAUAUGAUGCUUGAAUAUUUGCCAUACUCUUCUGUCAUGUGUCUAUAAGAUAUUGCUCAUGGUGAUGCAACAGUAUUUUCAGUUAAAGUCUUUGUUGUAAUUCCCCUUUUCGUAUUCAAAAUGUGAAGAAAAUUGUCCUUAAAACCAUGGGUCUUAGAAAUUCACUCUCACUUAUUGUUACACAAAAUAUCAGUGUAAAACUAAACAAAUUUGCAUUGUUUGUAGAGAAUAGCAACUGAAUCAUGCCUGAUCUUAUACCACUAACAAAACUAUUAAAAAAAUUAAAGACCACAUGAUUCUUUCAUAUUACUGUUAUAUGAAAGAAUUGUGUGGUCCUUAACUAGGUAUUUGGAGUAGUAUAUUUGUUGUAUUAAUGUUAGUCAUUGCCUCUGUUUCAGAUACUUGGACAUAGCUUGUAUCUUGAUGGUUGUGAUGAAAUCAUUUUUUUUUCUAAAUGAAAAUUGAUUUUUUUAUUUUUUUUUAAGAAAAUGUUUUGAACAUUGUGUUUUAAUUACCAAACUAGGAUUUUUUCCAUGAAAAUAGAUGUUUUCAAUUUGAGGUUUGUUACUUUGAUUUGAAACCUUUUAAUUUAAUUUGAAAAUAGAAACUGCUAAGCCAAUAAAAACUUGCUUUGUAAAUUGUGGUUUCUCAUAUGUUCAUCAAUCAUAUUCUCUGUUGUCAAUAUGUUAAUUGUCUUGAAUAACAAAUCAGUUUGGAUUGUAUCAAAUAUUUGUUACAAUUUCAAACCGGUCAUGCUCAUUAGACAUAAUUUAUCCUUUUGGAUCGUGUUUUCAAUGGUUCAGUAAUAGACUAUAGAUUUUGUUUGUUCUAAAAGUUUUAGAAACAUUUCAAGUUGAAUAUACUACAAACAAAAGGUUGAGGAUCACCCGAUUCUUUCAAUUGGAAUAUGAAAGAAUCGAGUGGUGCUUAAUGUUUUUUUAAUAGUAUAGCUUUACUCUUCUUGCACUUUCCUUGGUUUGUGUACUUGUUUAUGCAGGUAUCCAGGAACCGCUGUAUCGCUUUCAGAAGUUGUAUAUAUAUAUAUCGGUAUAUUUCCUAGAAAUAUUGUAUAUCAUUACACUGUCUAGCUGUUCAUUACAUUAGAGGUUUCUGUUAGAAUUGCAUCUAUGAUGUUCUGUAGUUCACUAUUCACGUUUGUAAUAAAAUAAACAAAACCUUUGAAAGUUA
Haliotis rufescens (red abalone) is the source of this 2892-nucleotide messenger RNA. RefSeq names its product hsc70-interacting protein-like. The transcript is spliced from 13 exons. Gene Ontology annotation, molecular function: protein dimerization activity; Hsp70 protein binding. NCBI's taxonomy places the organism in Eukaryota, Metazoa, Mollusca, Gastropoda, Lepetellida, Haliotidae. The record is from RefSeq and is a predicted model, not a curated record. Bases 165 to 1379 code for a protein of 404 amino acids.